Messenger RNA from Pygocentrus nattereri (red-bellied piranha), 807 nucleotides. RefSeq lists its product as uncharacterized. The record is from RefSeq and is a predicted model, not a curated record. Bases 114 to 758 code for a protein of 214 amino acids. Lineage: Eukaryota; Metazoa; Chordata; Actinopteri; Characiformes; Serrasalmidae. The transcript is spliced from 5 exons.
UAAAACGGCUCCUUUAAGGUCUGUGACUUUAUUAGCGAGAACUACGUAUUCUCGUUUGUUUUGUCCCAAGUUUGCGAUAUCUUAUUUCUAAACUUACAUUUAAACAAGCUUAAAUGUGCUUCGACGAUUCUGAUUGGACCGCUGGUGUGUGGGGGCUGUGUGGCAGCGUUCACUGCGUCGUCUGUGGACUUGUUCCGACGGUGUGCAAACUGAAGAGGGACUGUAGUGUUUGGAAUGGUCUCCUGGAUGUGAGUCUUAGAAUAUAUCUAAAGCAAUACAUGAAAAUGGGCCAAAGAUGCAGUGCAUUUAAUGCAACGAACUAUUCUGCCAUGCUGAAAUACAGGACCAUGUGGACCAGUGCAGCUUAUCUGAAGAAUAUAGAAGCAGCAGACAGACAAACUAACCAGGAGCAACAGACGUUGGAAGUGAGACACAGAUUAGAUAGCCAAGGACUACCCUCAGAUGACCGAGGCAGGCACAGUCAUGUUUCGGCUUUGGACAUCAGUGGAAGACGAAGUCCAGGAAGACAUUGUGCAGCCCUGGAAGACGGUGGCAGCGACAAUUCAGAGCGCCGUGGAUCGGUCUUAGAGGCCAGAGGCAGGGGCAGUCUGGAUAGUCAUGAUUGGAAAUUUGAACCAGACUUGAAGGUGAUUUCACAAGAGAUCCGCAAGAGAGAGAGAGAGAGAAAUGCUGACGUUUUACAAAAGGCAUAUUUGCUGGGCUCGUCCAUUUUCAGUCAUCCUCAGGGGAACUGCUGACACACUCCAGCCACAUGAGGUCUAGCAUUGUCCUGCAUUAGGAGGAAUC